Messenger RNA from Passer domesticus (house sparrow), 1901 nucleotides. RefSeq names its product tachykinin receptor 3 (gene TACR3). Gene Ontology annotation, cellular component: sperm midpiece; plasma membrane. Gene Ontology annotation, molecular function: tachykinin receptor activity. Gene Ontology annotation, biological process: G protein-coupled receptor signaling pathway; positive regulation of flagellated sperm motility. The transcript is spliced from 5 exons. Lineage: Eukaryota; Metazoa; Chordata; Aves; Passeriformes; Passeridae. Bases 281 to 1585 code for a protein of 434 amino acids. The record is from RefSeq and is a predicted model, not a curated record.
CUCCUCAAGCAAAAUCAAAAGCAAGAGGCUGUACAGAGAGACAGGAUGCUGUUCUACUCUGAGGUAGCUUUCCUGACGUGUCUGUUAGAGCAUUUCUAACAGUUUGGAGAGCACAGUCAAAGAUUUUUUCUGACAGAGCUCCCCUUUCCAGUACCUGCUGUACUGCCUUACUUCCCCUUCUCUUCCUUCCCUCUUAUCUGUUGGUGGGGAUUUUGGAGGGUUGGGAGAGGGAGGCGGGAGACGUACAUCAUUCCUGGAAGAGAGGAGAGAAACACCCAAGAUGACUUUGGUCCCCACAGCCAAGUGGAACGUGAGCCUUGCUGAAGCAGGCGAUCUUUGGGAACAGGCUCUGGAAGCACCAGCUGCAAAUGCUUCUGCCCCUGUAGCCUCCUCAGCAGGCAACUUCUCCAAUCAGUUCGUGCAACCUUCUUGGCGCAUCGCCCUGUGGUCUCUGGCUUAUGGUGGUGUGGUGGCAGUGGCCGUUUUUGGGAAUCUUAUUGUCAUCUGGAUUAUCCUGGCUCACAAGCGCAUGAGGACAGUGACAAAUUACUUCCUGGUGAAUCUGGCCUUUUCUGAUGCCUCCAUGGCUGCUUUCAAUACUCUCAUCAACUUCAUCUAUGCACUGCACAGUGAGUGGUACUUUGGAGAGGCUUACUGCCGCUUCCACAACUUCUUCCCAAUCACAGCUGUCUUCGCCAGCAUCUAUUCCAUGACAGCCAUCGCCGUGGACAGAUAUAUGGCCAUUAUUGAUCCCUUGAAACCUAGGCUCUCUGCAACUGCUACCAAGGUGGUCAUUGGGAGCAUAUGGAUUUUGGCAUUCCUGCUGGCUUUUCCCCAGUGCCUAUACUCCAUAACCAAGGUGAUGCCAGGGAGAACUCUUUGCUAUGUAGCAUGGCCAGGUGGUCCAAAACAGCAUUUUACAUAUCAUGUUAUCGUGAUUGUGCUGGUCUACUGCUUCCCACUGCUUGUCAUGGGCAUCACUUAUUCCAUGGUGGGAAUUACCCUCUGGGGAGGAGAAAUACCAGGCGACACAUCCAACAAAUAUCAUGAGCACCUCAAAGCUAAGAGAAAGGUGGUAAAAAUGAUGAUUGUGGUUGUGCUGACAUUUGCCGUCUGCUGGCUGCCCUACCACAUUUACUUCAUAGUUACUGGGAUCUAUCAACAAUUAAAUCGGUGGAAAUACAUUCAGCAAAUCUAUUUAGCCAGCUUUUGGCUUGCCAUGAGCUCUACAAUGUACAAUCCCAUUAUCUACUGCUGUCUUAAUAAGAGGUUCCGAGCCGGCUUCAAGCGAGCUUUCCGCUGGUGCCCCUUCAUUGAGGUGUCCAGCUACGACGAGCUGGAGCUGAAGGCAGCCAGGUUCCACCCCACGCGGCAGAGCAGCCUCUACGCUGUGUCCAGGAUGGACUCCAGCAUGACGGUGGUGUUGGACACCAACGAUGGAGACAGCGUGCACGCCAGCCAUAAGAAAAGAGCGCCUCCAAGGGACCUGAACUUCAAUGGCUGUUCGCAGAGGAAUUCCAAGACUGUCUCCACAGCCUCAAGCCUCAUCAGUUCACUACACACAUCUGCAGAUGUUUAUUCCUAAACACUUCACAUUGCUAGAAGGACAACGCUGGACAAUGUUCUCCUACUUUGGGACUUGGUAUUCUUACUACAGGAAAGCAAACCACAAACCCUAGCUAUAAAUACUGAGACUUUUGGGAAUCUCUCACAUUUUUUGUUUUGCAGAGGAAGAAGAAUUUGAAGACAUGUGUAUGCCUCAGUCCAAAAGCAUAGCUGCACCUUAGCCACAACAAUGUUGUAGGGAUUAUCCAGAAUAAACCAAUGGAAUAAAAAACUUUGUUUUAGUUGUCUCUGACUUGUGGCAUUUAUGUUUGACUUACCGAAAUGUAACAGGCUCC